AAGAGGAGGCAGCCUCCCUCCAUAAACCCCACCCCCGCUCCCUGAGCUCGCAGAGCCCCAACCGACGCCGUCGGUCCGUCCGUCUGAGGAAGCCAAGCCGUUGUGCAAUCUGCACCCAAGUCCAGCCAGCCAGCCAGGCGAAGAGGAAGGGGCGGAGCCAUGGGCAACUCCGGCAGCACAGCUCCCGCACCACUAGGAAAGACCCAUGUUCCAGACUUAGAGUGGAAGGUUCAUGACUUCUCUGCGCUACUUGAGACGAAAGCUACCUCGGCGAUAUCCGCUCUUUUUCACUGCUCUGGGUACAAUUGGUGCUUGCUACUGACUCCAAAGCACAAACAAGAUGAUAAAGAAAAUCUAUAUGUUGCUCUUUCUCUUAUGAUAUCCAAGGGAGACUUGGAGCAAGGUCAAACGAUGCAUGCAGUGUUUGAGUUGUCAAUAUUCAACAAUUCAAAUGGAAUGUAUUGUGGAUACAAAGCUAGCUACAACUUCGCUUUCAACAAUGCCCAAUCGAAAAAGGAAUGCUUGAUUCCUCUUCAGGAGCUACUGAAAUCAUCUGCUUUUCUAGUUGAUGAUAGUUGUGUCUUUGGUGUGGAGAUAUUAAAAAUUGAUGUCUCUUCUCCUGAAAAGAAGGCCGUCGUGGUUCAAAAGAAGGCUACCACAGUUCAGAACCUCUUUGUGCAGAAGAAGGGAUUCAUCAAAGGGACUUACACUUGGACCAUAAACAAUUUCCUAGAAUUGGACUCUCAGAACUUUGUCCGUUCUCCUACAUUUGAAGUUGGCGGGCAUAAAUGGUACAUCGGCAUGUAUCCACAUGGUGAGAGGCGCAGUACUGAUUGCCUCGCCUUGGGAUUGUACCUGGAGUCCUUGGAUGAGCUCUUUAUCGAGUCCAGGAAGGUGGUUCAAAUUACGCUGUCCAUCCUAGACCAAAAGACUGGGAAAUACUUCACUAGAACUACAGAUCUUUUGGUGUGUACACAUCGAGAAGGGUGGGGAUGGUUCAACUUCUUGCCACUCAAGGAACUCCAGGGUAUGUCCAGAGGCUAUCUUAUAGAAUCGAAGUGCGUCCUCAAGGCAGAUUUCACUAUCUUCGGGUCGUCGAAUGAUGGCUAGAUCUUUACCUCGUGGCCUGAUGUAGAGUCAUCCUUUUUUUUGCGGGUAGAUGUAGAGUCAUCCUACUACUAGUUAGAGUUAUAUAUAUGAGAUGGUGUUGCUGAUUUGUUUGAUGUUCUUAUGGUAGUAUAAAGAUGAACUAGUAAGUUGAGAAAGGAUUUCUAGGU
This is a messenger RNA of Triticum aestivum (bread wheat), 1277 nucleotides long. RefSeq lists its product as uncharacterized. Gene Ontology annotation, molecular function: protein binding. The transcript has 7 exons. The record is from RefSeq and is a predicted model, not a curated record. Bases 160 to 1110 code for a protein of 316 amino acids. NCBI's taxonomy places the organism in Eukaryota, Viridiplantae, Streptophyta, Magnoliopsida, Poales, Poaceae.